Pantherophis guttatus is the source of this 7632-nucleotide messenger RNA. RefSeq names its product mucin 2, oligomeric mucus/gel-forming (gene MUC2). NCBI's taxonomy places the organism in Eukaryota, Metazoa, Chordata, Lepidosauria, Squamata, Colubridae. Gene Ontology annotation, molecular function: protein binding. The record is from RefSeq and is a predicted model, not a curated record.
AUGGGGCCAGAGGUGACCAGCCUGUUGUUGCUAGGGCUGGUACUUUGCUAUGCAAGUGAAAUUAAAACAGUAAGAAAAUCUAACCACGGCCACUUUGUCUGCAGUACCUGGGGAAACAACCAUUUCAAAACCUUUGAUGGAGAUUUUUACCAAUUUCCUGGGGUCUGUGAUUACAACUUUGCUUCAGACUGCCGAGAAACCUAUAAAGAGUUCUCUGUUCAUAUCCAGCGUGAGCAGAAUGGUCAAAGUCACCCUAAUAUCCAAUAUGUUCUCGUUACAAUCAAAGAUGUUGCUAUUUACCUCACGCACAAGAUGGUUGCAGUAGAUGAGCAAAUAGUAAAGACUCCAUAUUAUGGUUCUGGUGUCCUGAUUGAGAUGAACAAUAUAUAUACUAAAGUCUAUGCAAAAGUGGGCCUAAUUCUGAUAUGGAACCAAGCAGAUGCUUUGAUGAUUGAGCUUGACUCUAAAUUCAACAAUUAUACUUGUGGCCUUUGUGGAGAUUAUAAUGGACAAAAUAUCUACAAUGAAUUUAUCUCAGAUGGAUUAAGCUACAACCCAAUCACAUUUGGAAACCUACAAAAAGUUAAUAACCCCACAACAAAAUGCGAAGACCCUGAUGAGACAAAGCCCAUUGAACUGUGCAAGCAGCAUCGUGAAGAGUGUGAAACUCUCCUAACUUCGCCGGCAUUUGCAGAUUGCCAGAAUCGCCUGAAUCUAGAACUGUAUGUUCAAGCUUGUAUGCAGGACAGAUGUGCUUGUCAGCAUAGAAAGGACUCUUUCUGCCUCUGCAGUACCAUCUCUGAAUAUUCACGACAGUGUUCCCACGCUGGUGGCAAACCUGAGAAUUGGAGGAGCCCUCAGUUCUGCCCGAGGUCAUGUCCCAAAAAUAUGAUUUACCUGGAAAGUGGUUCUCCCUGUAUGGACUCCUGCUCGCACCCGGAGAUCAGCAAACUAUGUGAAGAGCACUAUAUGGAUGGCUGUUUUUGCCCCAAAGGCACAAUAUAUGAUGAUAUCACAGGGAAUGGCUGUGUGCUAACAAGUCAAUGCCACUGUAAACUUCAUGGCAAAAUAUACAAUCCUGGUCAGAAAAUUGCCAAUGAGUGUGAAGAGUGCAUUUGUCAAUCAGGGAGAUGGAGAUGCGAGGAGUUAUCAUGUCCAGGUACCUGUGCUUUGGAGGGUGGAUCCCAUAUAACCACUUUUGAUGGGAAGAAAUAUACCUUCCAUGGAGAUUGUUAUUAUGUGUUGACCAAGAACACUAAAAAUGACACACAUGUCCUUUUGGGAGAAUUGGGUCCAUGCACUUCUUCAGACAAGCAGACAUGCCUAAAGUCAGUAGUGCUAUUAAUAGACCAAAAGAAGAAUGUUGUAGUUUUCAAAUCAGAUGGCACUAUAUUACUGAAUGAAAUUGAGAUUCAUUUGCCAUACAGAACAGGUAGUUUCUCAGUUUUCCAGCCAUCAUCAUUCUAUACUAUUGUGGAAACAAAUUAUGGGCUAAAGAUGCAGAUCCAGCUGUCCCCAGUGAUGCAACUGUUUCUCAUUAUGGAGGAUUUUGCCAAAGGAACUCUCCAAGGACUUUGCGGAGAUUACAAUGGUAUAGAAAGUGAUGAUUUAAAAACAUCAGGUGGAGUGGUUGAAGCAACAGGAGCUUCCUUUGCCAACUCCUGGAAAGCACAAACUAGCUGUAGUGAUAUGGAAGAUAAGUUGGAACACCCUUGCUCUCUGAGUCUUGAGAAUGAAAAAUAUGCUGAAUACUGGUGCUCUUUAUUGAAAAGUACAAAAAGUCCUUUUGCAAGAUGUCAUUCAGUGAUUGAGCCAACGGAUUAUUAUAAGCGUUGCAAGUAUGAUACCUGCAAUUGUGACUCCAGUGAACAAUGUUUAUGCGCUGCCCUAUCAUCUUAUGCAAGAGCCUGUGCUUUCAAAGGAGUCAUGUUGUCGGGCUGGAGAAAUGUGGUCUGCAACAAAGAAGUAACUUCUUGCCCAGCCAACCAGAUUUUCCACUACAAUCUAACCACAUGCCAACAGUCCUGCCGUUCUCUUUCUGAUGGAGAUAAGUACUGCUUGAAAGGUUUCACUUCGGUCGAUGGCUGUGGCUGCCCUGACAAUACCUAUGUGAAUGAAAAAGGCAUCUGCGUGUCUAUGUCUGAUUGCUCCUGUCAUUAUAAAGGCUUAUAUGCGCAACCUGGAGAUUCUAUCAUGAAGGACGAGAAGCGUUGUGUUUGCAGAAAUGGAAGAUUUCAUUGUGUAACACUGGAUAUACACCACCCCAAUUGUUCAUCCAAUAAGUCAUAUUUUGAUUGCAACAACAUUGACUCUUGGUCUUCCCAAACGCCAAUACGACUUAGCUGUCAAACGCUGGGUACUGAUCAUUUCCAAACUGAAUGUAUCUCAGGAUGUGUUUGCCCUGAGGGCUUGAUUGAUGAUGGCCGAGGCGGGUGUGUAAAAGAAGAUGACUGCCCAUGUAUUCAUAACCAGGUGUUUUAUCCCAAUGGAGAAACAAUAAACGUUGGCUGCAACACAUGUACAUGCCAAAAAGGAAGCUGGAAAUGCACCAACUUAGUGUGUUACGGGACAUGUACCAUUUAUGGCAGUGGCCAUGUCAUGACCUUUGAUGAAAAAUUCUAUGACUUUGUUGGUCACUGUGAAUACGUGGCUUCUCAGGAUUACUGUGGCAACCAGCAAGGAACGUUUAGUGUGAUCGUAGAGAACGUUCCCUGUGGAACAACAGGAGUUACCUGCUCCAAAGCCAUUAAAUUGUUUCUAGGGACCACAGAGCUGAAGCUGCAAGAAAAACACAUCGACAAAAUUGAGUGGGGUAACCAGAGCUCUAUAACAUAUUGGAUUCGUGGAUCAGUUGGGUUGUAUACAGUAAUUGAAGCCAGCAAUGGAGUGAUGCUCAUUUGGGAUAAGAAGACAACUAUUUUCAUCAAGUUGAUGCCCUAUCAUAAAGGGAAAGUCUGUGGUUUGUGUGGUAACUUUGAUAAAAAAGCCAGCAAUGACUUUACAACAAGGAGUAUGGCUCAAGACACAGUCAAUGCCUUGACAUUUGGAAAUUCAUGGAAAAAGGAUCCGGCUUGCCCUGAUGUAGACGUAGUCAUUGAGCCCUGUGAGUUGAAGCCACAUCGGAAAGCUUGGGCAGAGAAAGAGUGCAGCCUUAUCAAAAGUGAUACUUUUAAAAUAUGUCAUCACAAGGUGGAUCCACAGCCAUACUAUGAAGCCUGUGUACAUGAUGCCUGUGCCUGUGAUACUGGGGGGGAUUGUGAAUGCUUCUGUACUGCAGUUGCUGCCUAUGCGCAUGAAUGCAUCAAAGCUGAAGCAUGCGUCCAUUGGAGAACUCCAGAUAUAUGCCCAAUCUUUUGUGAAUACUACAAUCCUAAUGAAGAUAUAUGUCGGUGGCACUAUGAGCCUUGUGGACGUGAUAUUUUAACUUGCAAAAUCCUCAAUCAAGUCACCACCAACUUUUCAGUGUCAUACUUAGAAGGUUGCUACCCACGAUGUCCUCCAGAAUAUCCAAUCUACAACGAGGAGACCAAAUUAUGUGGAACAAAGGAAACAUGUGGUUGCUACCAUAAUGAUAAUUACUAUGUACCUGGAGAGCUCAUCCCCAACUAUGAACUGUGCCACUCUUGUUACUGCGAGUCAUCGGGAACUGUGACGUGUAAACCUAAAAAAGAGUGUUGUGUUUAUGAUGGCAAAGAAUAUGGAGUGGGAGAGAUCGUUGCUGACAAAACUGAAGAUUGUGUGUACCUAAUAUGCACACUAAAUGGCACCAUGGAAACUAAGUAUGAUGGAUGCAGUACAACUUCUCCUCCUACAACCACUUCCAGCACUACUACUACUACUACCACUCCUACUACCACCCCAAUCUCUUCUACCACAGUUUCAACUACAAGCACUUCUACAAUAAGUACAACAUCUUGUAUAGACCAAGAAUGUACAUGGUCUGGAUGGAUUUCUGUGAGUGUCCCAGAAAUUGGUAUUGACAAAGGAGACAAUGAAACUUAUGAAAACAUCAAACUGCACAACAUAGAGAUCUGCGAGAAGCCAGAAAAUAUAUCAUGCCGAGCAAAGAAGUUUCCUGACUGGUCUUUUGAGGACUUGCAACAGAAAGUGACAUGUGAUGUUUCCACUGGGCUUAUUUGUAAAAACAAAGAUCAGGUUCCUGGACCUGUAAUUCCUGCACCAGUCUGUCUCGAUUACGAAAUCAACGUCUGCUGUCCGGUGGUGUGUUUUUCCACCACUCCCGAAAGCACUACUACCACAAUUACCACUACUCCAUCUACUACCACUCCAACACCUACUCCCACUCCAACACCUAGUACCACUACCACAAUUACUCCCAGUCCAUCUACUCCCACUCCAACACCUACUACCACCUCCACCUCUACUACCGAAAGCACUACUACUACAAUUACCCCCACUCCAUCUACUACCACUCCAACACCUACUACCACUCCAACACCUACUACCACUACCACAAUUACCCCCACUCCAUCUACUCCCACUCCAACACCUACUCCCACUCCAACACCUACUACCACUACAAUAACCCCCACUCCAUCUACUACCACUCCAACACCUACUCCUACUACCCCCUCUACUACCGAAAGCACUACUACCACAAUUACCACCACUCCAUCUACUACUACUCCAACACCUACUCCUACUACCACAACCGAAAGCACUACUACCACAAUUACCCCUACUCCAUCUACUACCACUCCAACGCCUACUUCUACUACCCCCUCUACUACUGAAACCACUACUACCACAAUUACCACCACUCCAUCUACUCCCACUUCAACAUCUACUCCCACCACCAUCUCUACACAAACGCCUACAAGUCCAACAUCGGGAUCGAGUACAUUAGCACCCUGUGUGCUAGGAAAUACAACCAUACCACCAGGAGAAAGUGGGGGGAUAUGUAAUUGCACCGAGUUAAUAUGUGUUACGGAUAACCUAUGGGAGAUGUACCCUAUCGAGUGCAACACUCCACCAAAGCCCACAUGUGCCAAUGGGCUUGCUCCUAUAGAAGUAUUAGAUGAAAAUCAAUGCUGCACACAUUGGGAAUGUGACUGCUAUUGCACUGGCUGGGGAGACCCACAUUACAUGACAUUUGAUGGCCUCUACUACAGUUACCAAGGUAAUUGUACCUAUGUCCUAAUGGAAGAGAUUAAUCCUACCAUCCACAACUUUGGAGUGUACAUCGAUAACUACCACUGUGAUCCAGCGCAAUCUGUCUCUUGCACCCGUACUCUCACCGUAAAGCACGAGUCCCAGGAAGUGCGCCUCAAAACGGUCAACCUGAUUCCUUUGAAAGUAGAGGUGACUGUGAAUCAUGUGACAGUGUGUUUACCUUAUGAAAAAUACAGCUUGAAGGUUUACAAGGCUGGUAUAAAUCAUGUGGUGGAACUAACUAGAUUGAAGAUUAAUGUAACAUACAAUGGCAUGGCCUUCACAAUCCGGAUGCCCUAUAGCACUUUUGCCAACAAUACCCAGGGACAAUGUGGAAAAUGCAACAACAAUAUUCACGAUGAUUGUAUGUUACGGAAUGGGACUGUUAUACCUUCCUGUGAAAUAAUGGCAGAUGACUGGAUUGUUUAUGAUCCAGAAAAACCACAUUGUGAACAUAUGCCCCCACCCACACCUACAAAACCCCCAUCCCCACCCUGCAAACCAUCUCAGUUGUGUGAGCUUCUAAAAGGAAGUUUAUUUCAGAAAUGUCAUCACUUUGUUGAAGUUAAAAGCUACUAUGAUGCCUGCGUAUUUGAUAGCUGCAGAAUGCCCAACCAAUCCAUGGAAUGUGCAAGUCUUCAAAUUUAUGCAGCAACCUGUGCAGAUCAGGGGGUUUGCAUUGACUGGAGAGGACAUACCGAGAAAGCAUGUCCCAUUGUCUGCCCAUCCAAUAAAGUGUACAAAGCAUGUGGUCCUGCUGUAGAAGAAACUUGCAAAUCAGGCUCAAUAGGACAAAACCAGACAAAACAAAUGGAAGGGUGCUUCUGUCCUGAUGGGACAAAACUUUAUGACACUGGUAUAGAUGUAUGUGUGGAAAUUUGUGGAUGUGUUGGACCAGACAAUAUUCCCAGAAAGUAUGGGGAGACCUUUCAGUUUGACUGCAAAGACUGUAUUUGCCUGGAGGGUGGAAAUGGCAUUAUCUGUGAACCCCAAAAGUGUCCAGUACCAGAUCAUGAAGUACAGUGUGAAGGAGAAGGAUAUCAAAAGAUCACCCAAAUUAAUCCUGAUGACAAAUGCUGUUCAGAUACUGUGUGUGUGUGCAACACCUCUCAAUGUACGACCAAGCCUCCUCAGUGUGAUCCAGGCUUCAUAGCUGUUGCAAACACCACUGAAGAACGCUGUUGUCCUUCUUAUCAAUGCAAUCCUAAAAAUGUGUGUGUGAAGGAUGGUAAUGAAUAUAAGCCUGGUUCAGAAGUCUUAGGAAGCCGGUGCGAACAGUGUAAAUGCACAAAUGAACAAAACACCACCACUCUUCUGAAUAUCAUAGAGUGUAAGACUAUCCCAUGUAACGUGAAGUGCCAGGAGGGCUAUACUCCUAUUCGACACCCUGGUGACUGCUGUCCAACAUGCGUGCAGACAAGCUGUGUUAUAAGAACAAUAGAAAAUGACAUUGUCAUCUUAAAACCUGGUGAAAGUCGGAAUGAUCCCAAAGACAACUGUACUAUUUACAGCUGUACGAUGAUUCAUAGGCAGCUGAUUUCUUCUACGUCUGUGAUUAAGUGCCCAAUAUUUGAUGAGAAUAGAUGCCAAUCUGGCACCAUUGUACUCUUGCCUAAUGGCUGUUGUAAGACAUGUAUAUUGAAGCCAGAUACCCCAUCGUGCUCUCCCUCUCAAACAAUGGACUACAUCAAUUACAAUGGCUGCCGUUCAGAGGAACUAGUCCCUGUGACUCAGUGUGAAGGAAGAUGUGGAACUUUUUCAGUAUACUCUCCCGAAGCUAAUUCCAUGACGCAUAAGUGCAGCUGCUGCAGAGAGUCAAAGAUAGCCAAGAAAGAAAUCAUGCUGCUGUGUCCUGAUGGGAUCAAAAAGAAACACAGGUACAUCCAUGUAGAACGCUGCGAGUGCCUGAACACUGGAUGUGGUGGCCAGCAAGGCUCCUCAGAAGAAUACAGCGAGAACAAACAAAACACCACGCAGCUGCCCCAGGAAGAGAAGGCAUUGGAACGGGUCAGGAAAGCUCUGAGGGCUAUCGGGAACAGAAAUUAAAAGAAGGAAAGCUUUGGAAUGAAAUAAGAUAACUGCUGACACACAGUGAAGAAAUAUACUGUGACUACUAUUAUAAUCGACCACUUUGCCUUAUUUUCUAGGGAUGUCGAACCUUGGAAACUUUAAGACUUGUGGACUUUACCUCUCAGAAUUUUGCUGACUGGGGAAUUCUGGGAGUUGAAGUCCACAAGUCUUCAAAGUUGCCAAAGUUGGACACUCCUUUUUCUACAGCCUUCUCAGUCUGUCCCCAUCCCCUUUGACUGUCCUUUACUGUGCUCACUUAUUUAUUUGCACUAAAAAGAAAAAUAUUUUCUUCUAAAUAUAUAUAUAUAUAAAAAUGAAGGAUGGAUUGUAUGACUUGGACUUUUGAAUCAGUUUCUUUUGCUUUGGUUAAUUAAAGGCAUAUUUCAAAAA